GUCAGAAUGAAAAUUUAUAAGCUCUCGCAAGUCUUAUCAAGUCUUCGGUAUGACUGCAUUGAAACAGUUCAGACUUGCAUUUGCCAUAGUGACUUGGUUUUACCUGUGGGCUCAGUUUGAAGCUGCUCCAGAUUUCUCAGGCUACCUUCUGAAGAUUCUGCAAAACCACACAGUUCAUUCUUGUGAUGGGGAUCGAUUCUCAAUAAGCUGUCCACCUCAGACAUCCAUCAGCAUUCUGUCUGCCUUCUAUGGUCGCCGUGUUCCCAGUGAACAUCUCUGCUCCAGCACAGGAAAUACGUCAGCUGAAAGCACCAACUGUGCUGCCCUCACAGCAAUACCGAAAGUGUAUGAUGAGUGUCAAGAACAGCACUCCUGCCAGUUUUCAGUCAACAGCCGUGUUUUUGGCCCUGAUCCUUGUCCUGGGACCAGUAAAUAUCUAAUUGUUUCAUUCAAGUGCAAACCUGAUGGACACCAAAGCAAACUAGUAUGUGAGAAUGAGAAAUUACAUCUCCAGUGUAAGAAGCAAACCAUCCUUGUCAUUUACGCUGCAAGCUUUGGACGAGCCCUUCAUGGGAAUAUGGAAUGCCCCUCAGUGAACAGCACAAUGCCAGAUAUUGAAUGCUUAUCACCCACAACUCUAAGGGAAGUAUCCUCAAGGUGCCAUGGCAAACAAAACUGUUCGAUCACUGCCAAUGUUCUGAGUUUUGGUGAUCCCUGCAUCCCUGGAAUCCGUAAACAACUCAAUGUUUCAUACACAUGUGUUCCAACAAAACUCUUUGAGGAGGCUGGUCAAGGUCCAGUAAAGCCCUUCUUAAUAUCAGAUUAUACUCACGGUGGCUGGUAUAAUGGCCCAAGAAUGUCCAUGCUUUACGCCAAAGAUGUCGCAAUUAUUAGCAGUUCCCUGGCCACUCUUGCCCACAUUAGGGGACUCCCGGAGAAAGUAGCCCUGUUCUUCAUGUCUGGUGUAUGUUCUGGCUUAGUGUUUAUCCUCUGUACUUUUGGAUUUCAUUUGCUACUGAAACAAGACAUCAGAAAGCUCCAAAGUGAGGCAGAAGACACCCAAGAAAGUGAAAAUGGGCACACCAAGAUUUCAGAUGAUGAAGAUGAUGCCUCCUCUGAUACCUCAUUUCGACAGUUGACCAGACAGUACAGGACAUCAGAUAAUAUCUUCAGCCCAGAGGUGGCAGCUGUGAUGGUAGACAGAGGGGAACAGAAUGAAGAAAGAGACAAGGAAAUGUGGCUGAACAAGGAGCCUAGCCCCUAUGCAAUCCAGAACCUAAAUCAGCAUCAGUAACAAACAUUAACAGAGCAUGGUGAGAUGCAGAGGGAUAAGGAUGGAGUCAAUUGGAUAAGUAAAGCUCAAGUGCAGAAUGCAAAGGGAAUGGAUUAAACGAUGAUGGUACAUGGAAUAUAGAACAUAAAUCAAGCCCAAGCAAAAUUCCUGUUGCCUGUAGAUUUGCAGUGAAUGUACUGGAAAAAGAAGCAAAGGAACCACACUAGGACUUCUGUAACAGGGGCAGUGGCCCGCCAGUGGCAGUGGCCCUUUAUUGCCACAUCAUUCCUGCAUCUCCUUCACUAAUUCCCAACCCUUCACGACUGCACCAGAAUUGCCAACUGAGGUUGAAGAUAUUCUUGGAGUUUCAUCAUAUGACCAAGUCUGACCGGCAUACCAGUUUUAUGAUUAAUAAACCAAAGUGUACAAGGAAAAUAGAAAAAGAACCCUGCUUUAUAACUAUAUUUUUACUGAGUUGCUUACAGUGGUUUUCUGCUGGUCAAUCUUUAAUUUUUGGUCACAGAAGAACAACCCUGAAGGGUAGGAAACCACAGUUACGGAGUGGCCGUAUUUGUUGUAAUUAGACUUUGCAAUAACUUAUCCCAAAUUCACCCAUUACUCUCCCACUAGAGAAUUAAAAAAGAACUACAGGUCUUGCAAUGAUUCAAUGCAGCUUUAAUACCAUUUGCAUCAGAUUCAAACAUUAAACUCCAACUCUUGGAACAUCUAGAAUGUAGAAAUGUUAGGAGUCAUUAGUAUGGGAGAUCAUACUUGGCUGAAGUCACUUUCACCAAUACAAAUUGUGGAGUGUAACAUGGGAAUAAAGCAGAAUGAGGUGCUUUUGAUGUUACAAGAACAAAGUUAGUGGCAUCAUUGUGUUAGUGGGAAAUAUCUGAGUGAAUGGCAUUGGAUAUUAACCCAUAAAUGGUGAUUAUAUCCUUUUGAAAAACUUCUCCCAUUUUACUUGGAAUGUAAACCUAGUGAAGACAAACAAAUUACUGAUGUAAUUAAAUAUGCCAAUUGCCUUUCAUUAAUAGGAUGUAGAUAAGUAAAAAAGUGAUUAUACUUUCCCCACCUCAUGACUAUUGUGAAAGCAGCAUUUUGAUGAUUUUGUUUAUGAUGCAUUUGACUUUUAAAAUCAGGCUCUGUUUAAAGAGAUACAUGACUAAAUCUGGUGCAAAAAGACAUCUGGAUCUGAAGAUCUCCGUGUCUAAUGAAUCUGCUUGAAUGCAUGUCAUCUGCAUUACACAUUUACCACUUAAAAUGCUCAUAUUUGCUUCUUCAUUCUGGCAUUCUGUCACACAAACAGGUAUUUGUUACCUGCUUUGAGAGUCGUGACAUACAGACAUUAAUGACGUGAAUAACCCAAAGUGCAUAAGAAUUCAAGCCGAAGAUUUGAAAUUUAUAUCACACCCUGUUAUUUAUGCCAAUGCACUCUGAAAACUCAUGAAGGAAAGACUUUCAAUAUACCUUAACCUUGACCUUCUGAACAACUCAAUACGUAGCUUUUCACUCAUGAGUUUGAAAUAAGUCACAGCUUCUUGGAUUAAAUAAGUCACUAAAUCAAUAUUAGAUAAGGCUUUGCUCUUUCUAUUCUUGAUACACAAGCUAAGUCUUCAUUCUCAAUGAGUUCUUCAAAUGUGAAAGGCUAGCUACAUUUCUCGUUGUGUAUCAUGUAGGUAUCCACUGCUGUGCUGCCUUUAUAUUGGGCUCAGUGAGUACCCAGCUUCAUUUGGAAUCAAAAUUUAUAAACUGGCCUCUUCUUCCUUUAAAAAAAUGAAUGUUUUAUUAAAUUUUUAAUAUAUGGCUUGAAAUAAUUCAGAGUAUUAUAGUUUCUAAACCACUGGUAUUUUGGAAGACUUUUCCCCAGCAAAAUCUUUGACUAGGAGUGUCAAGAAGUAUCACAACGUUUGAAAAUACAACUUCAGUUUUAUGCAUUCUUUUUAUUGUUAUUUCUAGCACUUUAGCCUUAUCAUGAUGACCAAGUUUGUCAAGACUGCAAAGCUAGGUGCUUCUCAAGUAGGUAGUCAAUGAUAUACACAAGGGUGACUGAAGCAGAACUAAUUGUAGUCUGUACAUUACAAUAUAAAACCAUAUUUUACCCUAAACAAUAACUUUGUGUCAACUUGGUUCAAUUUAUUACACUUAUUUUGGAGCCAAAAUGUGUGGUUCUAAUCCCACCUCCAAAAUGCAUUUAUAAAAACUAAGACAAUACUUCAGAACAGUAACUAAAAUGAGCUACAUUAGGAUGAAAUGAUCAAAUGAAAAUUCCACCUAGCUAUUCUGGGGGACAUCACAGUGCACUCCAAUAUUCACCUCAGUCAAAAUAAAUUAACUGUUAAUUCACCAUACUGUUGUUUGCGGAAGCUUGUGGGAACAUUAGUCUGUGUUUUUUUUCCUAAAACAACAACUAUAAUUUGUGUUGUGCUUAGAUAUAUAUUUUUCUGAAAUAUUGCUUUGAUGCUUACUCUUUUUCAAAUAAUAAAGCAUUCUAUCAGUUAUUGUUUUGCCAAUGAACAACCAAGUUCUAAUUUAUCUAAACUAGAUGCAAGUUUACACCCGACAAUUUGAGUUGUAAUAGCUUGUGAUUGUAAUGGCUCAGUUUAACAAGAGAAAAAGAUUAAUAUGUUUGCUUGACUGACCCUUUCAAAAUGAAUAUGAGUAGGCUGGUUAUUUCUAUCAACUAUUGCAUUAAUCAUUGAGCAAAUGCUGCUGUGUGAAGGACCAUCCUGUUUACACAG
Molecule: messenger RNA, 4014 nt
Organism: Pristis pectinata (smalltooth sawfish)
Lineage: Eukaryota; Metazoa; Chordata; Chondrichthyes; Rhinopristiformes; Pristidae
Product: protein eva-1 homolog C
Exons: 8
Coding region: 50-1294 (414 amino acids)
Molecular function (GO): carbohydrate binding
Source: RefSeq, a predicted model, not a curated record